This is a messenger RNA of Cannabis sativa, 510 nucleotides long. Its product is annotated as secreted RxLR effector protein 161-like. The transcript is spliced from 2 exons. Bases 1 to 510 code for a protein of 169 amino acids. The record is from RefSeq and is a predicted model, not a curated record. Lineage: Eukaryota; Viridiplantae; Streptophyta; Magnoliopsida; Rosales; Cannabaceae.
AUGGUAGUUAGAUCACUUGAUGUAGAAAAAGAUUCUUUUCGAUCUAGAGAAGAACAUGAAGAGCUCCUUGGUCCAGAAGUACCAUAUCUUAGUGCAAUAGGAGCAUUGAUGUAUCUUGCUAAUUGUACAAGACCUGAUAUAGCUUUCUCUAUCAAUUUAUUAGCAAGAUUUAGUUCUGCUCCAACAUAUAGACAUUGCAAAGGGAUUAAGCACAUACUCCGCUAUCUCCAGGGUACUAUUGAUAAAGGAUUAUUCUAUUCUAAUAGUUGUGGGUCACAACUUAUUGGCUACGAAGAUGCAGGAUAUUUAUUUGAUCCACAUAAAGCUAGAUCUCAAACUGGCUAUUUGUUCACUUGCAGUGACACUGCUAUAUCUUGGCGGUCAACAAAACAAACUCUGGUGGCUACUUCCUCAAAUCAUGCUGAGAUACUUGCAAUUCACGAGAUGGUUCACAAGAUUGGAAUGCGUCGAUUAAAGGAUCUCCAUGAAUGCCAAAAUGAGGGGGAGUAA